This is a messenger RNA of Lasiodiplodia theobromae, 561 nucleotides long. RefSeq names its product Scytalone dehydratase. The transcript is spliced from 4 exons. Lineage: Eukaryota; Fungi; Ascomycota; Dothideomycetes; Botryosphaeriales; Botryosphaeriaceae. Gene Ontology annotation, molecular function: scytalone dehydratase activity. The coding region runs from base 1 to 561 and encodes 186 amino acids. The record is from RefSeq and is a predicted model, not a curated record. Gene Ontology annotation, biological process: melanin metabolic process.
AUGGCUGCAGGCAACAUUACCUUCGAGGACUACUUGGGCCUCUGCGAGGCUGUUGUUGAGUGGGCGGACAGUUACGAUACCAAGGACUGGGACAGGCUGCGCAAGUGCAUCGCGCCAACCCUGAGGAUUGACUACCGCUCGUUUCUCGACAAGCUCUGGGAAGCUAUGCCGGCUGACGAGUUCGUUGCCAUGAUCUCGUCACCGGCGGUGCUGGGCGACCCGCUGCUCAAGACGCAGCACUUCAUCGGCGGUUCCAAGUGGCAGAAGAUCUCUGACGACGAGGUGAUUGGAGUGCACCAGCUGCGCGUGCCCCACCAGAGGUACACCGACGAGACCCGUACCACCGUCGCAGUCAAGGGACACGCCCACAGCACCAACACUCACUGGUACAAGAAGGUCAACGGCGUGUGGAAGUUUGCUGGGCUCAACCCCGACAUCCGAUGGGGCGAGUACGACUUCGACAAGGUGUUUGCCGGCGGGCGCGAGGAGUUUGGCGAGGCGGAGACCAAGGCGGCCGAGGGCAUCCCGCCCGAGAAGACGAAGGUGGCUGCGGCGUCGUGA